Molecule: messenger RNA, 1270 nt
Organism: Vespa crabro (European hornet)
Lineage: Eukaryota; Metazoa; Arthropoda; Insecta; Hymenoptera; Vespidae
Product: phospholipase B1, membrane-associated-like
Exons: 7
Coding region: 1-1263 (420 amino acids)
Biological process (GO): phospholipid metabolic process
Molecular function (GO): glycerophospholipase activity
Source: RefSeq, a predicted model, not a curated record
AUGUAUUACUGUAUUACUUGUUUGAAAUUUUCUCUCAUCUUUCUUUCUUUCUUUCUUUCUUUCUUUUUUUUUCUGAGAUUCUUCUUCUCCUCUUUUCUCUUAUUCCAGGAAGAUCUCAAUACCAAUGGUAUAGUUUAUCCAAUGAUUUUCGAUGGUGUACGAAGGCAGCCAGUCAUACCAGACGCAGUACCAUUUCCUUGUAACAUUCGUUUCGGCAGAUCCCCUUACGUACCGGAAAGUGUUCAUAGAUUAAGACCGGGUGACAUUGAUGUGAUCGGUGGUCUUGGUGAUUCUCUCGUAGCUGGUAGUGGUGCUUUGGAAGAAUUCGCUAUUGGAACUUUCAUUGAAGCACGUGGAGUUAGCUGGUGCGCUGGCGGCCAAGAUAAUUGGCGAAGAUUUUUGACACUACCAAAUUUAUUAAAGGUAUUCAAUCCAAAUUUAACUGGUUACUCGACCGGUACAGGCGAAUUUAUUUCAUCAAAAGCAAGAUUAAAUAUCGCUUUUCCUGUAGCAGCUACCGAAGAUGCCAUAAAACAAGCAAGAAUUCUCGUACAAAGGAUAAGAAAUGAUCCUAGGAUUAAUUUUACGAAACAUUGGAAGUUAAUCACUAUUUUCUUCGGUGCAAAUGACAUUUGUUCCGCUCAAUGUUACAAUCCUCAACAAUUUUCACCAUUACGUCAUGCUUUUCAUUUAAGAAAAGUUUUGGAUUACCUUAAAAUAACAUUACCUCGUACACUCGUUAACUUAAUUCCUACAAUAGAUGUCACGAUUUCUCUUAGAGUUAGAAAAAGUCCUAUGUGUAUUAUAUUACAUCCACUUUAUUGUGCUUGUAUGCAUCAAGGACAUCGACCAGAUAUCACAACUUCAAGAAUGUCAAUGAUGUAUCAGGAGGCAGCCGAAAGUUUGAUCAAUUCUGGAAGAUAUGACAAUACGCAAGAAUUCACAGUAGUAUUGCAACCAUUUAUGAAACAAUUCAAUGCUCCAAAUGCCGAUCCCAGUAGGGCAAGGCCAAUCGAUCCUAAUUUGGUCACAUACGAUUGCUUCCAUUUUAGUCAAAAUGGUCAUGCACUUGGUGCUAAUCUUCUUUGGAAUAAUAUGUUCGAACCAGUUGGAAAUAAAACAGAAAAAGGAUUACCUAAAAUAUUAGAAAGGAUUCGAUGCCCUACAGAAAGAGCACCUUAUAUAUUCACAAACAUAAAUUCAAUGAUAUUUCAACGAACAGGAUAUCAAGAUGGAAUUAUACCGAAACAAUGGAAAAAGUAAUAAAAUG